Messenger RNA from Drosophila willistoni, 660 nucleotides. RefSeq lists its product as uncharacterized. Lineage: Eukaryota; Metazoa; Arthropoda; Insecta; Diptera; Drosophilidae. The record is from RefSeq and is a predicted model, not a curated record. Bases 86 to 649 code for a protein of 187 amino acids. The transcript has a single exon.
AAGUUCUAUAUUAGUCAGUUUAAAAGCAAUUUCAAGAAAAUUCCAAGUUUUUGUUAGUAAAAUUAAUAUAAUUUAAGCGCUCGAAAUGGAUGCUAAGGACAUUUUCCACGAUUGUUUGAGUGAUAGCGAUACUGAACACUUUUCGGAUGUGUCGGAAUUACCUGAGAAAGCUGUGGGGGAUGGAUCUCACAGUGAUGAUAAUAAGAAAAAGGAUACUGCCUCUGCAAAGCAAUUGAUACGUUUCGAUGAUCCUGAACAGAUACGAACCGUUUUGGAACGUGCCGCCUUGACCACAAAAAUGUUGCUGCGAUGCUAUGGCGGAGACGGGCAAUCCGGCAACGAGGACAACGUUCCCUAUCAUAGAUCCCCACGUUUCUACCCGGCCACAUUGGAGAUUAACGCACGUUUGCAUGCCGAAGAGACUUGUUCGUGUCCCAAGAAUUGUCAAUGUCAAUUGCGUGGAGAACCUGUAACCCUGAAGUUGCCAAUCGAGCUGAACCCACUAAACGGGCAGGUAAAUGUGGAAAUCUAUCAGCCCAAAUCAUUGGAACCUGCGGUGCCUCGUAAAUGUUUAUGUGACAAGGGCAGGAAAAAUAGAUUGCAUUGUCGCACUGUGCGUUGGAGCCAGGAGGAAAACCUGCACUUAUAAUCACUAAAACA